This is a messenger RNA of Durusdinium trenchii, 336 nucleotides long. NCBI's taxonomy places the organism in Eukaryota, Dinophyceae, Suessiales, Symbiodiniaceae. The record is from the annotation of a GenBank genome assembly.
AUGAGGAUAGCGAUGAAUGAUUCUUGGCGGAACCAAAUUGUUGGUUUUCCAGCCAGGCCCAGAAAAGGCAUCGGAAAAUGGACUCCGAAAGGCAAAGGAAAGGGCAAAUACUUCUUCGGAUUCUUCGGGAAAGGUGCAGGAAAGGGUCCAUUCGUGAGUGACUUGAGUAUGGCAAAGGGAUCAAAAGGCAAAGGCGGCUCCCAUCACUCUUUGGAGCCCUUUCGUCGGACUCUGAAGAUGUCGAAGACAUCGACGGCCCUGAUGCAUGGUGGGAUGAGCGGACUGAUACGCAAGGCACAAACUCUGGCUUUGCUGAUGAACCCUGGCAAGACUUAA